Lineus longissimus is the source of this 4220-nucleotide messenger RNA. RefSeq names its product cilia- and flagella-associated protein 91-like. The coding region runs from base 77 to 3280 and encodes 1067 amino acids. Lineage: Eukaryota; Metazoa; Nemertea; Pilidiophora; Heteronemertea; Lineidae. The record is from RefSeq and is a predicted model, not a curated record. The transcript is spliced from 16 exons.
CAUGUUGGUCUUGUUGAUGUACGGGCCACGAAUUUUUCAAUAAAAAUAGUCUAAAAAACUACAUAAAAGCCCCAUAAUGGCCACGCAAACACAGACUAUACGAAAGCCAGUUCUUAACCCCGAAAGGAGACAUGAUUACCUUUAUGAUAACCACUAUGUAUUAUCAAGUGAACGAGAUCAUGCCAGGGCGACUUUCAAGGCGCACACAAGCACGGACAGGGUCAAACGAGUACCCAUUUUCAAGACGAUGUUCAGCGAGCUCCGCCAUCAUCCGAGGUUUCAGAUGCGCCUCGAUGUCACCGACCCUGUCCCCAGGUUCAUAAACAGACAAUGGCGGGGGUACCAGGAUCAGCAGCGGGAAGCGCUUGUCAGAUACACAAAGUUCAAUUACGAUCCAUCAGUGCAGGUUCCUGGUGUAAGAUAUGACAAUCCUCAGGUCUCUGGUGUCAAUCGCUACAAGUACUUCAGGAGGCCGAUCAUUCCAUUCCUCCAGCAAGUUCCACCAGAAGUCCUCCUCGCCACGGCACGUCAAGACCCCUUGUCGGGCCCGGACCAGCUGCUAGAGAGGCCACCGACCCCGCUCACCAGGACCGUGGAGAUUCAAACAGACUACAGAGACAGUGAGGCCCAGACAGACCCCUACACGCCAGAGUAUGUGGUUCGGCCUGGAGAGCAGCCUGAACUUCUGACUCUGGCCACACUCUCAUUUGGUCGAGGUUUGCCAGCGGGGCUAGCAGAAGUUGAGAUGAUCGAGCGUGCCCGUGCCAAGAGAGCCUGGGAAGCGACUCUCCCUCCCCUCAACGACACCAGUCAGCUUGAGAAGAGGCGUAAAAUGAUGGACGAGAUGGAGAGGCGCGAGUGGGCGUUGAGGGAACAAGAAAUCGAAAAGCUCCAGGAGGCGCGUCUCGAAGUGCUGAAAAAGCUGUUGAAGCAACGAGAGGAGAACCACCAGGAGUUGAACAUCAAACGGCUCGAUCGCUUGUGGUCCAAGAAACAGGAGGAGAAGGAGAGUAAGAUUCGUCACAUCAGGAACGAACACAUCAAGUCAAUCAGGAAACUCACAAAGAAAAGACAAGAAGUUGAGGGCAAGCUUGAGAGACGUGAUGUCGUCCAUGAUUAUUCUGAUUAUGGUUCCCAGGCGUAUGCCCCCAUGACGAGGAUCGGUGUCUUUCUUGACCGUGGGUCUGAGCAGUACGUUGUGAAGAGUCGUUACCUCUCAACUUACCAAGGUUUGCUUGAAUUGGAACAGUCCCUACCUGAUUAUGUUGUCAAUCCCAGAGUGAAGGCGCCCAAGCCCAAGACGGUCACCAAGUCCGGUUUCGUGAAGAGGAAGUAUAGACAAGAACAGGAACUCAAAGAGCUCCACCAGGUGAUCAAGGAGGCCCAAGAUGCUGGUGAAGAGGUGCCCAAACCACUGCGCUUCCUCCAGAAGAUCGAGAAGCCGAUCCCACGCCCUCCUACCCCGGCUGUCGAGGUGCCAUCGCAUGAUGAAGAAGAGAGUGAACUGGCUGUUAUCUUCUUGCAACAGGUCAUUAGGGGAAGAGCCAUCCAGAACAUGAUGUUCGAAGGCAAGGAGAAGCGUAUGGAGCUGAUCCGUGAGCUCCGUAGCACCCAUGCCCUCCAAGAGGCAGAGCAGGCCAUCAAGAAGCAAGAGAAGCAGGGCACACUGGCUCUGCAGAGACAGAGGAGGCUUCAUGAACAUAAGGAAUCCUUCAUCGACGAGUCCCUCAGCCAAAUGGAAGGCAACAGUGUCGGCGACAUGCUGGACUUCCUCAGUAAAGAGCUCAUCCGCCUCCAGGAGGAGCGUCGUAUUCACGCGUUCGCCAUGUUGGCAGAGCGUCAGCGCAGGAUACGCGAGGCCGAGGAAUCUGGGCGCCGCCAGGUGGAGGAGAGGAGGCGUAGGGAGGAAGAUGAGAUUUUCAAACAGGUCGCAAAGGUCCACCAGAUGACAGUUGACACAUAUCUCGAAGAUGUCAUCCUGGGUGCGUUGGAAAACACCGCUGAUACCCAAGCGCGGCGAGAAGUCCAAGAUAUGGCCGAGGUGAUCAACGAUGUCGCUUAUGAAAUAGAAGAGAAACGUACUGACCUGGAGUCAGAAGAGAUUGUGGCUGAACUUGUCCAUACCUUCCUGCUGCCAGAAGCGCAGAAAGAGACUGUCCGAGAUUCAAUUAAGAGGAAACAGCGAAAACACCUCCUUGCAGCCCAUAACGAAAUCUUCAAAGACGGGGAAGGAAUUAUCAAGUCAUUUUCAAAGGCAGAGCUAGAGGACCAAGGCUCAUCUCCCGGCACACCAGCAUUCUCUGAACAACCAACGGAGACGACUGCAUCUUUCGGUGGAGCCAGAUUGGAACAAGAACAGGCUGAGGCAAGCUCUCGGCCUGCAUCUGUAAAAAGUGCCGGAUCCAGACCUGUGUCUGCUGCAUCUGUAACUGAACGCCCAGCAUCUGUAACUGAGCGUCCUCCAUCCACAUCAAGCCGUCCACCGUCCGGAAAAGGCUCCCGACAAUCCUCAGCCCGAAGUGAAAAGGCGCCGUCCAGAAAAUCAUCAACCCAUAGUGAGAAGCCAGCUUCAAGGAAGAGUUCUGCUACCUCACAAAAGGAGGCGACACUAGACCUUUCCGUGGAGGGAAAGGCGCCUUCUCCUGCCGGAUCAAAACCUGCCUCCAGGAAAAGCUCUGCAGCAUCCGUGAAGGUGUCCCCUCGUCAAGAAACUCCCAAGAUCUCCUCCAGGAAAAGCUCAUCGUCUUCCCUCAGGAAAGACGGUGUGGAAACUCCUAAGGAAUCUGGAUCUCGACGCGGAUCAGCAUCCUCUGAAAAAGAUAAACCUGCCACACCAAAAGAUUCAGGGUCGCGCCGUGGGUCUAAAGAUGGCAGUGAGACUCCUAAAGGCUCCCGUCCAGUAUCGAGUGCAUCUGUUGAAAAGGUUGCCGUGACUCCCAAGGAAGGUUCGAGGCCAAGCUCUGUUACUUCCGUGAAGGAGGGCAGGACCUCUCCCAAAGAUUCAGCCUCACGACGCAGCUCAGCUGCCUCCGUUAAAAAAGACUCUGAAACUCCCAAGGAAGGUUCUAGGCCUGGGUCUAGUGCAUCUGUAAAUGAAGACACUGGGUCACCUAAACCUCAAUCAGGGCGUGGGUCGGCAGCAUCUGUUAAAGAAAGUCCAUCUAGGUCUGUGAAAGGGAGUCCCCGUCAGGAAGAGGCUGGGUCCCCAAAAAAUGAAAGCGGCAGCAGACGUGGGUCUGCUGCGUCAGUCAAGUCGCAGAAGAGUGACAAGCCAGAAUAAGCAUUCUUGAUUUUGCUAGGUCUUUGAAUAAAAAUUGGUCAUCCGUCCAAUAAAGGCACCUGUCCGUCCAACAGGAUUGCAUCCAAAACGAACUGUGAUAUUUAUUUGUUAUGUAAAUACGAUUUAUUUCUAUUUCUACUCAUAUUGUACUUCACAUUUGACGGGAAUUUGAAUGUAUUAGCUGGUAUCAACCCUGCCACUCGUACAGUUUCUAGUGUUUCUGGUAGGUCUAGUCCUUCCUUUUCUGACAUUAGAAUUUUCUGUUUCGAAGUGAAUAUAUUACCUGUAUAUUAUCUGUAAACUCUGCCCACAUUUUAAAAUGGUUUUUGUUUUCAACUUACUCCGUCCAUGUAGGUUCAAUCUUUUUUCAUACACAUUGUAAAUGAAUACAUGUAUGUACACGAUAGGUACAACCACAAAAAUCUAUCAUAUUCACAUGUAAAUAGGUGUGUGUAUAAUUUUUGUAUAGAGUUAACUGAAAAUAUCCUGGCUUUUGGUGUGUUCGUCGUGACUUAUAUUUGGACAAACCUGAGACACCUUGACCAACUUGCGCCUGCUGCAUAACAACGAGAUAAAGCUGACAUUGUUUGUUGCUUGAAGGGUUGUAGGGCUGUAGGUCCAGGCCUUUCUCUCCAAGGGCUAUUUUGUGAAGGAGGCCGACACUGUUUUGCGAUGCUGCAUAUCAUUCUGACCACUGCAAACAUGGUGUGAGUAAAAAUAAGCAAAAAGAGAAAAAUCUAAAUCUUGUCUUUGGGAUAAAUUCUCUGUCCUAUCUCGCAUCUAAUUAGGAAAACAAAUGCCUUUCCUACUAUUUAUAUUGCAGUUGUUGAGUUUUCAUAGUCUUUCUUUCAUGUGCUCACACCAAACAAGGACAAUAUCAUAGUACAAUAAUGUAUUUGUAAAUUUGUAAAAAUAAAUGCGUAACUUAAUUUUGAAGAAA